This is a messenger RNA of Lathyrus oleraceus (garden pea), 4027 nucleotides long. Its product is annotated as histone-lysine N-methyltransferase ATX5. Gene Ontology annotation, biological process: regulation of transcription by RNA polymerase II. NCBI's taxonomy places the organism in Eukaryota, Viridiplantae, Streptophyta, Magnoliopsida, Fabales, Fabaceae. Bases 501 to 3689 code for a protein of 1062 amino acids. The transcript has 23 exons. The record is from RefSeq and is a predicted model, not a curated record. Gene Ontology annotation, molecular function: protein binding.
AAUACAAAAUAUCAUUGCGAUUUCUUGAAAAAUAAAUAUAAAAACAAUGUUUACUACGUUUUUUUGUCUUGUAAACUUCUCUCUGUCUCCUUUCUGAAGCAGUUGUUGAGAGAGAGAGAGUUUACCCGAAGAACAGAUCCCUAUUUCUUCAUUUCUCUGCUCAUUCGAUCUUCUCUUCUCUAUCAGGUUUCUGACAUUCUCCUUUUCAAUUCAUCUCUCUUUCUUCCAACUCUUUCUCUCUCUCUCUCUCUCUCUCUCUCUCUCUCUCUCUCUCUCUCUCUCUCUCUCUCUCUCUCUCUCUUCUCUUCCUUUCUUUCUUCAUAACUCUAACUUGCCUCUUGCUUCUUCGAUUGCUCUGUUUUUUUCAAACUCAAUUCGCGAUUAGGGUUUAUCGCUUCUGAACUUCGGACUUCAAUUUUCAUUUCUCGUGUUUAUUAAGCUUUAAUUUUAACCGACUUGUUGCUUCAAUUUUCUGUUUUGAAGAUUGAAGAGAGAGAAGAAUGAUUAUCAAGCGGAACUUGAAAUCUCAAAUGCCGCCUUUGAAACGGUGUAGGCUCGGUGACUCGCUUGGAGAAGAGGACGACUGUUCUUAUGCUUCUAAGAAGAGGAAAACGAGUGGUUAUUAUUAUCCUUUGAACCUUUUGGGGGAUGUUGCUGCCGGUUUGAUUCCGGUCAGUUUUCACAGUUUGUUGAGUGCUGGUGUAUCGGAGAGGGGAUUCUCUGCGUCUUGGUGCACGCAAGUUCCGUGCUCCCCCGGUGAAGUUGAGUCGAAGUCGAAAGAGGAGAUGGUUCCGGUGAAGACAAAUCAGGUUCAGCGACCGCCAUUGGUUAGAACUUCGAGAGGGAGAGUUCAGGUUCUUCCUUCUCGUUUUAACGACUCUGUUAUUGAUGAUUGGAAGAAGGAUGGAAAAACCAGUUUGCGUGAUUGUGAAGUUGAAUUUGAAUGCAACAAGGACAGGGUAGUAGUACCCAAAACUUACAAUAACAAUGUCAGAAAAGGGCGUAACAAUGGGAAAGUUGGUUAUAAGCAACGCAAGUAUUUGGCAUUGUGUGGGGAGGAUGAUGUUACCGUGAGUGGGCGGCAUAAGAGUUUUGGUAGAAGGAACGGUUCAGCUUUGUAUGAGGAUGAAGUUGAUUUGGCUAUGGGUAGUGAUGAUAUAGUUGAAUGGAAGGAGAAUAAUGGAGAGAAGAAAGAUGGGUUAUAUGGGCCAGAAGAUUUUUAUGCCUCUGAUAUAGUGUGGGCCAAAGCUGGGAGGAAGGAACCUUUUUGGCCAGCUGUUGUGAUUGAUCCUGUCAAACAUGCACCUGAGUUGGUCCUAAGAUCUUGUAUAGCUGCUGCUGCAUGUGUCAUGUUUCUUGGCAAUGCUGGGAAUGAAAAUCAAAGGGACUAUGCAUGGGUGAAGCAUGGCAUGAUCUUUCCAUUUAUGGAUUUUGUUGACAGGUUUCAAGAGCAGCCUGAAUUGAGUAACUAUAGUCCCUCUGACUACCAAAUGGCAAUAGAGGAGGCAUUUUUGGCCGACCAAGGCUUUACAGAGAAGUUGAUGGAUGAUAUAAAUGCAGCAGCUUGUGCUACUGUUUAUGAUGAUACUAUUCUGAAAUCCUCCUUCCGAGAGGUCUGUGGUUCAAACCAGUAUGGAAGAGCAGGAAAACAUUUUCUGAACCAGGAUUUAUUUGAUAAAAAAGACUCACGAUCAUGUGAAGCGUGUGGAUUGACUCUUUCUUACAAGAUGUCAAAGAAAACUAAUGGUUUGACUCCGAAUGGUCAACUCCUAUGUAAAACAUGUGCAAGGUUAACGAAAUCAAAACAUUAUUGUGGCAUAUGCAAGAAAGUUUGGAAUCAUUCAGAUAGUGGAAGCUGGGUGCGCUGUGAUGGAUGUAAAGUGUGGGUGCAUGCCGAAUGUGACCAAAUUUCGAGAAACCAUUUCAAGGAUCUUGAAAGCACCGAUUAUUACUGCCCUACAUGUAGAGGCAAGUUUGACUUUGAGUUAUCUGAUUCAGAAAAAUCAAAGACAAAAGUCAGAUCGAACCGAAACAGUGGGCAGCUAGUGCUUUCAAAUAAGGUCAAUGUUCUCUGCAAUGGUGUGCAAGGCAUAUAUUUUCCAAGCCUACACUUAGUUGUGUGCAAGUGUGGUUUUUGUGGGACAGAAAAACAAGCUCUUAGCGAAUGGGAAAGGCACACGGGUUCCAAAUUAAGAAAUUGGAAAACAAGUAUUACUGUGAAAGACUCUAGGCUACCUUUGGAACAAUGGAUGCUGCAGGUUGCCGAAGUUCAUGCUAAUGCUCUAGUUUCCGUCAAACCUAAAAAACCUUCUUUAAAAGAAAGGAAGCAGAAGUUGCUUACCUUCUUGAAAGAGAGGUAUGAACCUGUUUAUGCUAAGUGGACUACAGAGCGCUGUGCUGUUUGUAGAUGGGUUGAAGACUGGGACUACAAUAAAAUUAUCAUUUGCAACAGAUGUCAAAUAGCUGUUCACCAAGAAUGCUAUGGAGUAUUAAAUGUUAGAGACUUUACAUCUUGGGUCUGUAAAACCUGCGAGACACCUAAAAUCAAGCGGGAGUGUUGUCUUUGUCCUGUAAAAGGUGGUGCUCUAAAGCCAACCGAUAUUGACACAUUAUGGGUUCAUGUCACCUGUGCUUGGUUUCGACCUGAAGUCUCGUUUGCUAGUGAUGAGAAAAUGGAACCUGCUUUGGGAAUUCUUAGUAUUCCAUCAAAUUCUUUUGUGAAGAUUUGUGUUAUUUGCAAGCAAAUUCAUGGUUCCUGCACACAGUGCUGCAAAUGCUCCACUUAUUUCCAUGCCAUGUGUGCAUCAAGGGCUGGUUACCGAAUGGAGUUGCAUUGUUCGAAGAAAAAUGGGAAGACAAUAACAAAAAUGGUUUCAUAUUGUGCUUACCACAGAGCUCCAAAUCCAGACAAUGUUUUGAUUUUGCAAACCCCUUUUGGGGUCAUUUCAACCAAAAGCCUUCUUCAAAAGAAAAAAAUUGGAUCAAGAUUAAUCUCAUCUAAUAGAAUAAAGCAAGAAGAGACUCCUAUUAAUAUCACUGAGCAUGACCCAUUCUCUGCUGCUCGGUGUCGUAUCCUUAAAAGAACAAAUCAUACCAGAAAGAGAGCAUCUGAUGAAGCAGUUUUUCAUCAAGCGAGGGGUCACUGCCACCAUCCUUUGGAUGCAAUACAGAGUUUAAAUGCCCACAGACCAGUAAAGGAGCCUCAAGCUUUUUCUUCUUUCAGAGAACGACUUUACCACUUACAGAGAACCGAAAAUGAACGGGUUUGCUUUGGUAGAUCUGGCAUACAUGGAUGGGGCCUCUUUGCACGUAGGAAUAUUCAAGAAGGAGAAAUGGUUCUUGAAUAUCGCGGGGAACAAGUAAGACGCAGCAUUGCUGAUUUGAGGGAGGCACACUAUAGAGCAGAAGGGAAAGACUGCUACCUGUUUAAGAUAAGCGAAGAAGUGGUGGUUGAUGCCACUGAUAAAGGGAAUAUAGCACGACUAAUCAACCAUUCUUGUAUGCCAAAUUGCUAUGCAAGGAUCAUGAGUGUGGGAGAUGAUGAAAGCCGAAUUGUACUUAUUGCAAAGACCAACGUAUCUGCUGGUGACGAGCUAACUUAUGACUACUUAUUUGAUCCUGAUGAGCCAGAUGAAUUUAAAGUCCCCUGCAUGUGUAAAGCUUCGGGUUGCAGGAAAUUCAUGAAUUAGGAAAAGAUUAUACAAAAUGAAAUGAAGAUGAUAGCACAACUGAUAUUGUUUCUUCUCCUUGAGGAGCAAAGCACUAACCCAUCCCCUUCUACAGGGAAAAUCUCACAGUUACACCAAAGCUGUAGUUUUUAUCAAACCAAAACUAGGGACAGCAAACAAAACAAAAGAAAACAAGCAUAGAUUUUGUGUGUUUUUAUUUUCCCUUUGGAUAUCCAUUGAGGUCUAAUAAAAGUUAUUAAGAUUUAGCAGCAUUUGGCUCUUGGCGUCUCUGUAAAUGUAUCAGCCAGAUAUUAGUUUUAUUUUACCUAAAUUUAAUGUUAACCAAUUUCUUCCCCAAA